GGUAUACAGGGCUAGUGUAGUGCUGAGUGUGGAGCGGUCAGUGUGCUGUGGACUCAGUGUUGUUUUACUAGUGAGGAUGUUGCUGACAUUCUAUCUUCUCUUCAUUGUGCUUCAUGUCUCUGAAGGCUGUAAUUUGGUGAACAGAGAACAAGUACUGGAUAUCACAGCUCACACAGGAGGGUCAGUACUGCUGCCCUGCUACUGCACUGACCUACAGACCACACCUGAGGGAUUCAGAUGGAACAAAGACAACACAAAAAUAGACAGACGGGAAGAGAUAUCCAGUGGGAGUGGUCAGUACAGAGACAGAGUUCAGCUGUUUAAUGGUCACUCUCCAGGAAAUCUCUCUCUACUCAUAUCACACCUGACUGAAGAGGACGGAGGCAUUUACUGGUGUGAUGUUAGGGAUUCUUUCAUAAUCAUCAGACUCACUUUAAAAGGCUGUAAUUUGGUGAACAGAGAACAAGUACUGGAUAUCACAGCUCACACAGGAGGGUCAGUACUGCUGCCCUGCUACUGCACUGACCUACAGACCACACCUGAGGGAUUCAGAUGGAACAAAGACAACACAAAAACAGACAGACGGGAAGAGAUAUCCAGUGGGAGUGGUCAGUACAGAGACAGAGUUCAGCUGGUUAAUGGUCACUCUCCAGGAAAUCUCUCUCUACUCAUAUCACACCUGACUGAAGAGGACGGAGGCAUUUACUGGUGUGAUGUUAGGGAUUCUUUCAUAAUCAUCAGACUCACUUUAAAAGAAUGUCCAAAGUCUCUACCCUACAUUCCCUUUGCUGUGAUCACUGUGAUCGUUCUCCACAUUAUUGUAGCUGUGGUCUACCUGAUAACCACGACCAAAGAUCCUGCCAGGGGUCACUACAGCACUGCAGAUGGAGAUGGAGUGGUCAGUCUGGAGUAGGGCAGUUCUGCAACACUGGCAUGAGUUCACAACCUGGCAGCUAAAACAUCUUAAAAUAACAAGUGCAAAUGUUUACAUUUUCUCAUUUUACUUCCUCUCUGUUUUGAAACUGUUAUCUGUUUAAGUUGUACUGUUAACCAUCACUUUGUCAUUAUAUUCAUAAAUGACUAUAUAUUUAUAUAUAUCAUACAUAAGCACCCUACACUGAAAAUGAAAAGAAUAAGACUGGAAUGAAAAGGCCAUUAACACUUCUCAGCUUCAGCAGUGUUGGCUUCUACAAGGUGUGGAAAUUUUUCUAAUAGCACAAGGACAUAAGAAUGCACUGUCUCACUAGCUAGUUUAUGAUUUGGUUGUUGUGGAGGACUCACAGCCUAGUGGAAACAGCGUGACAGCUGUUUUUUUUGGUGUGCAACUUCAGUGAAGUUGUUGUCACACUUCAUGUCAUUAGUUCGGUUUGAAAUUUGUUUGAAAAUAUAACUUUAUACAAAUUGACUGGGACCAUUAUAAUUUACUAUAUAACACCAUUAAGGAAAGUGCCUUUGGUCAGUUUGCAGUGUUUUUCUGUGUAUCACAUGACUGGAUUUCACUUCUGAUGGUACCAUGUACCAAGCAUCCGCUAGAGAUGUAUAAAUCCUCCUCUGUGCUGUCGACCACUGGAACUGCACUCUCGGGAGUGAUGUAGUGCCAUCCAGUACCUUUGGGAUGAGUUAAAGUGGUGUCUGUGAUCCAACUGUACUAAUACACUUUUGACUGAAUGCAAUCAGAUCCUCACAGCAAUGUCCCAACAUGUAAGCCUUCCCAGAAGAGCGCACUGUUACUUCAGCAAAGAGGGAACAAACUCCAUAUUUAUGAACUCAAUUCUAGAUGUAAUGUUGUGCAGGUGUCUACAAACUUUUGGACAUAUAAGGUCAGAUUUAUACAUAGGUGUAUGUACAGCACAAUCUGUUACCGCAAUAUGCACCCAUAAUGCACCAGUACUUAAUAUUUGUUGACUAAUGCAGCAACUUGUCACUUAAAUAGUGAAUGUCUGAGGGUGAUACGUGCCUGGGUUUAUACUGGAAACUGCUAUAAACCCAACAGCUGACCUACACAGAAACUUAGAAAUAAUCCUAUAAUAUGACCCAAUGAAUGACCCAGAAUGUGGGUAGAAAAAUAAUCUAGCAGGAAAUCAGAUCUGUGACACAAUAUAGAUUACAAGCAAUAAGAAGCUCUUAUACAAUUAAUUAUACAACACUUAGUUUCUCCCACUGAGCAGCUUUUCAGUUGGCAGCUGUGACAGAAGAUCACCUGCACAACCUGGAAUCAGCCAGAAAUGAACCAAAUACCACUGGCCGAUCAAAAGAAGCUGUCAGAUACUUUACAGACUGAGUGGAAUAAAACAACAUUAAUACUGAUCUACAAAAAAUAACAACACUAAGCUGAACCUGAUAUUGUGGCAGUUUAAUGGCUCAGUCCGCACGUCAAAGGCGAGACUGUGCAGACUGAUCAAGAUAAGUUUUAUAUCCAGAUUAGUUUGAAUGUGCAAUUCAUUGAGAAACACCAGUUUCUAUACAAAUUUUUUGUACUUUGUAAACCCUUAAAAAGCCAGGACCUGCUAGUAGGCCCAAGGCUUCAUUACACGCUUCUAUAACCUAAGAAUAGCUCAGCCAGUUUGCAUGGCAAUCCCUGUAGUUACUGAAUAACAAUUAGCAUGUAAUAAGCCUGGGAUUGUAAGGGUUAAACUGUGUUCAUUUCCGAGUGGACAGGAGAAUCUCCAAUAUGGUCAGCACCAUAACAGUAAAGGCUUAUACAAAGCAACAUAUGGGUGUUUAACAUGGACACUAGCUGAGUUAAAGUGCCUUUAAAAGAUGCAUCACUGCAGAAGAAGCAGGAAAUGUUCUCACAGCUUAAAAUAACGUCCUCAGCACAUCUUCACACCAUCAGGUCAGCCGUGUGAGUGGGGGUGAAAGUCAGGGUGUGUACGUGAGCAAACUUUGUCUAUGCUAAUUUAACAUUAGAGUAUAGUCCAUUGAUGUACUGCAGGUUCUGAAAUGAUACAUGUGCAUGCUUUCUCCUGCAUCUCACACUCUCACUGUGGAGCAGCGUUCAGAGCUGCUGGAUGUUUAUGUUGCAAAAACAAAUUCUGAGUCAUUGUGGAUUUUGAAUUGUUAAAUGAGGCACCACAAUAAA
Messenger RNA from Pygocentrus nattereri (red-bellied piranha), 3082 nucleotides. Its product is annotated as polymeric immunoglobulin receptor-like. NCBI's taxonomy places the organism in Eukaryota, Metazoa, Chordata, Actinopteri, Characiformes, Serrasalmidae. Gene Ontology annotation, cellular component: external side of plasma membrane. Gene Ontology annotation, biological process: negative regulation of T cell proliferation; cell surface receptor signaling pathway; immune response. The transcript is spliced from 5 exons. Bases 77 to 913 code for a protein of 278 amino acids. The record is from RefSeq and is a predicted model, not a curated record.